AUGGCUCAUGGACAUCAUCGCCGCCGGCGCCCAGCCCGAGAAGUUUACUUUAAACUAUCCGCUAAAGAUUCGAAACAAGCUCAUUUAUUCUCUCUUAAGUACGAGAAAACGAGUGGAUUACUCGAGAAGCUGAAGGGAAAAUUGACCGAAUACAAGGUCGAUUUUGCCAACGUCUUCUGGAUUGAUCAUGACAAGGAUCAAAUAUUCUUGCAAACUGUCGAAGACUUGAGAGAGGCUAUCAAAUUCUCUCGCUUCGUUGUCAAGUUGUAUGUGGAGACUCCUGGUGAGAAGAAGAUUUUGAAGACUGAAGAAGACGACGACGGCAAGAGCAGCAGCAGCUCUUCGUUCUCCAAAGUUUCUCGUCGUGAGGAAGACGUGUCUUCUGAAUCAGAAUCAUCUUCUUCGGAAUCAGAAAGUAGCGGUGAUGAUGAUGACAAGGGAGGCAAGAAGCCACGUGGACGUUCUGUUUCGUCUUCUUCGUCUGGAAGUUCAUCGUCUUCUAGAUCGUCAUCUCAAUCUUCGCGUUCUCCAUCUCGUGGACGUCGUGGGCAUGGAUCUCGUUCUCCAUCUGGAUCUCCAGAAAGGUGUGAGAAGAAGAAGAAGGAAGAUUUGAAAGCAAUGAAGGGACAAAAAGAUGAGCAUCGUGGACACCACGAAAAGCAUGGACAUCAUCAUGGACCGCGUAGAGACAAUGGAUCUCGUUCUCCAUCUCCUCCAGGCCCACCAGGCUGUCACAGACGUUAUUGGCGACAUGGAAGUCAUGGAAGACAUGGAUCUCGUUCUGGAUCACCAGGAGGUCAUGGAGGCCAUCACCAUGGACCACCAGGACGUCACGAACAUCAUCAUGGACCACCAAGAAAACACGGAAGACACGGAUCACGCUCUCACUCUCCCAGAGGUAGACACGGACACCAUCACGGACCACCACCAUGUCCAGGAAGACACGGACAUCAUCACGGAGGACGUCAUGGACCAGGAGGACGUGGAAGAUCAGGAUCGCGUGGUCGUCAUGGACCACCAUGUCCACCACCAUGGCCACAUCAUCAUGGUCAUCAUCACCAUCAUGGAAGAUGUCCAUCUCCAGGACACCGUCAUCACCACCAUCAUGGAUGUCAUCCACCAUUCCCACCAUUCCCACACCAUCACGGACACCAUCAUCACCACCAUUGUCCACCAUUCUGGCCACCACACCGUCGUGGACAUUGCCACCAUCAUGGACGCCAUGGACAUGAUCAUGGACACCAUGAUCAUGGGCAUCAUGGCCAUCAUGGACACCGUUCAUUUUCUCCAUAA
This is a messenger RNA of Caenorhabditis briggsae, 1293 nucleotides long. The coding region runs from base 1 to 1293 and encodes 430 amino acids. The transcript has 2 exons. The record is from RefSeq and is a predicted model, not a curated record. Lineage: Eukaryota; Metazoa; Nematoda; Chromadorea; Rhabditida; Rhabditidae.